CUCGCCCUCUACCUCUCCCAGGUACCUCCAGUGUAGCACGAGCAUGGAGCGCUACAUUUGAUGAAUUGAUAGGGAAACAUAUAGAAGCGUUCUGCAGACAGUACAUGUCCAUGAAAGCACCUGGGAUACUGGCAGAGUACCCAGACAUGUUCGCUGUGCUCAUCAUCAUCACCCUCACAGGUAAAACACACACACACUCACACACACACACACACACACACACACACACAACAACACUCACACACCCCACAACACCACACACACACCACACACAUCACUCACUCAUGCAAACACCCCACACACACACACACACAACACAAAACAAACCCACACACACAAAACAAAACACAACACACAAACCACCACACCCCCAACCCCCACACAACCACACCACCCACAACACAACAGACACACCCCCACCCCCCCCCCCAAACCCCCACCCCACCACCAAACCACCACACCCCCCCCCAACCAACCCCACCCCCCCCCCCCCACCACCCCACCCCCCACCCCCCACACACACCACCCCCCACCCCCCCCCAAAAACCCCACCCCACCCCAAAACCCCUCACCCCCAACCCCACCCCCCCCCUCCCCACCCAAACUCACGCACACACACCCAACACUUCAACACGGCCACUUACACAAACACACACACACACACACACACUCACACAACACACCCCACACACUAACACACACACACUCACACACCACACACACACGCACGCACACACACACACUCCACACACACACACACACUCACACACACACUCACACACACCACUCCCACACACACCAACACACACUCACACACACACUCACGCACACAACACACACACUCACCACGCACUUACACACACACACACACACCAACAUACACACUAAACAUCAUCAACUUCACACACACACACCACACAUCACGCACACAACACACACACACUCCACACACACACACAACCUCACACACACCACACUAACACCACACACACAACUCACCGCAAACACACACACUAACACACACACACACACACACUCACACACACACUCACACACACACUCACACACACACACACACACUCACACACCUUCACCCGUCUUGUCAGCCUUGCUCUAAUCUUCGUACGUAUUCCCUUUUAUCUUCCUGUAGGUCUGUUGUCGUUUGGAGUGAAGGAGUCAGCGGUUGUCAACAAGGUGUUUACAUGUAUCAACGUCCUAGUGUUGUUGUUUGUGGUGGUCUCUGGACUGGUCAAAGGAACCCUGAAGAACUGGCAUCUGGACCCUGAUGUCAUCCUACACAACAACAACAACUCCAGACAAAAGUAAAUACACACACACACACAGUUCUGUCCUUGAGCUGUUCUUGUCUAUUGAUGUUCUGUAUUAUGUCAUGAUUCAUGUUUUGUUUGAACCCCAGGAAGAGUAGCUGCUGCUUUUGCAACAGCUAAUGGGGAUCCUAAUAAAAUACCAAAUACCAAAUACACACAUGCACUCACACGCUACAUUAUACUAGUGUGUAUUUAAUGAUCUCUCUUUCUCUCAGCAUGACAGAGCCCUUGCCGUCGGUGGAGAGUCUAGGAGUGGGCGGAUUCAUGCCAUUUGGCUUCACCGGCGUCCUAUCAGGCGCUGCCACCUGUUUCUACGCCUUCGUGGGAUUCGACUGUAUCGCCACAACAGGUCAGUGUGGGAGGGGCCAACUCACAUCACCAGUGGUUUAGUGGAGGUAUUGAAACACACGUACAGUCGCUGGUGAAAGAUCCUUGCACAGUCUUUACAUUUUGCUGCCUUAAAAUUUAAUCUAAAAAGGGAAUACAUUAGAUAAAUAAAUAAAAACACAAUUAACUCCACAUUUUCAAAGUAAAAUAAAACAUUUUGAAAAUUUUCCAAAUUACAAAGAAAUGCAAAAUGAACAUGCAUUGAUUGCAUAUGUCUUCACACCCCCGAGUUAAUAACUGAUGGGAGCACCUCUGGCAGCCAUUACAGCUGUGAAUCAUUUUGAAUAAGAUUCUACCAACCUUAAGCAACUCUUAGGGCAACAUACAGUCGUGGUCAAAGGUUUUGAGAAUGACACAAGUAUUGGUCUUCACAAAGUUCGCUGCUUCAGUGUUUUUAGAUAUUUUUGUUCAGUAUUCUAUGGUUUACUGAAGUAUAAUUACAAGCAUUCCAUAAGUGUCAAAGGCUUUUAUUGACAAUUACAUUAAGUUUAUGCAAAGAGUCAAUAUUUGCAGUGUUGACCCUUCUUUUUCAAGACCUCUGCAAUCCGCCUUGGCAUGCUGUCAAUUAACUUCUGGGCCACAUCCUGACUGAAGGCAGCCCAUUCUUGCAUAAUCAAUGCUUGGAGUUUGUCAGAAUUUGUGGGUUUUUGUUUGUCCACCCGCCUCUUGAGGAUCGACCACAAGUUCUCAAUGGGAUUAAGGUCUGGGGAGUUUCCUGGCCAUGGACCCAAAAUGUCGAUGUUUUGUUCCCCGAGCCACUUAGUUAUCACUUUUGCCUUAUGGCAAGGUGCACCAUCAUGCUGGAAAAGACAUUGGUCGUCACCAAACUGUUCUUGGAUGGUUGGGAGAAGUUGCUUUCGGAGGAUGUGUUGGUACCAUUCUUUAUUCAUGGCUGUGUUCUUAGGCAAAAUUGUGAGUAAGCCCACUCCCUUGGCUGAGAAGCAACCCCACACAUGAACGGUCUCAGGAUGCUUUACUGUUGGCAUGACACAGGACUGAUGGUAGCGCUCACCUUGUCUUCUCCGGACAAGGUGUUUUCCGGAUGCCCCAAACAAUCAGAAAGGGGAUUCAUCAGAGAAAAUGACUUUACCCCAGUCCUCAGCAGUCCAAUCCCUGUACCUUUUGCAGAAUAUCAGUCUGUCCCUGAUGUUUUUCCUGGAGAGAAGUGGCUUCUUUGCUGCCCUUCUUGACACCAGGCCAUCCUCCAAAAGUCUUUGCCUCACUGUGCAUGCAGAUGCACUCACACCUGCCUGCUGCCAUUCCUGAGCAAGCUCUGUACUGGUGGUGCCCCGAUCCCACAGUUGAAUCAACUUUAGGAGACGGUCCUGGCGCUUGCUGGACUUUCUUGGGCGCCGUGAUACCUUCUUCACAACAAUUGAACCUCUCUCCUUGAAGUUCUUGAUGAUCCGAUAAAUGGUUGAUUUAGGUGCAAUCUUACUAGCAGCAAUAUCCUUGAAUGUGAAGCCCUUUUUGUGCAAAGCAAUGAUGACGGCACGUGUUUCCUUGCAGGUAACCAUGGUUAACAGAGGAAGAACAAUGAUUUCAAGCACCACCCUCCUUUUAACGCUUCCAGUCUGUUAUUCUAACUCAAUCAGCAUGACAGAGUGAUCUCCAGUCUUGUCCUCGUCAACACUCUCAAACUUUUGACCACGACUGUACAGUGCCUUCAGAAAGUAUUCACACCCCUUGACAUUUUUUAAAUGUUGUUGCGUUAUAGCCUGAAUUUUAAAUGGAUUACAUUGAGAUUUUUUGUCACUGGCCUAAACACAAUACCCCGUAAUGUCAAAGUGGAAUUAUGUUUUUCUAAAUUAACUUUUACAAAUUAAUAAAAAAUGAAAAGCUGAAAAGCUGAAAUGUCUUGAGUCAAUGGCCGGGGGGUGCUUUACUUGGCUCAUCGCGCUCUAGCGACUCCCUGUGACGGGCCAGGCGCCUGCAGGCUGACCUCGGUCGUCAGUUGAACGGUGUUUCCUCCAGUGUGUAGCUGGCUUCUGGAUUAAGCAAGCGGGUGUUAAGAAGCGUGGUUUGGCGGGUCAUGUUUCGGAGGACGCAUGACUCGACCUUCGCUUCUCCAGAGCCCGUUGGGGAGUUGCAGCGAUGAGACAAAAUCAUAAUCACGAAAAUUGGGGAGAAAAAGGGGGAGGAAAAAAUAAAUAAAAAAUAUUCAAAAUGAUUGACAACUAUUAUGGCUGCCAAAGGUACUCCCACCAAGUAUUAACUCUGUGGUGUGAAGAUAUACACAAUUAAGACGUCUUCGUUUAAAAAAAUAAAAAGUCUUCUUUUAAAACGUUAACUUUCUUUCACUUUGAAUAUGUGAAACAGGUUGUGUAGAUCUAGAGGAAAAAAAGCUGAUUUAAUGCCUUUUUAGAUUUAUUUUAAAGGCAAUGUCACAACACAAGUCUGUCCCUGACCUCCAACCCUCUAACCUUUAACCCCUGACCUUUAACCUCUGCCCUCUAACCGCUUACCUCUGCCCCCAGGUGAGGAGGUGAAGAACCCUCAGAGGGUCGUUCCCAUGGGCAUCGUGUCGUCUCUCCUCAUCUGUUUCCUUUAACCUCUGCCCUCUAACCGCUUACCUCUGCCCCCAGGUGAGGAGGUGAAGAACCCUCAGAGGGCCAUUCCCAUUGGCAUCGUGUCGUCUCUCCUCAUCUGUUUCGUGGCCUACUUCGGCGUGUCUGCUGCGCUCACCAUGAUGAUGCCCUACUACCUCCUAGACAACAACAGUCCUCUGCCUGCAGCCUUUACAUACGUGGGCUGGGAGGGAGCCACCUACGCUGUGGCUGUAGGCUCGCUGUGUGCUCUGUCCACC
Molecule: messenger RNA, 4521 nt
Organism: Coregonus sp. 'balchen'
Lineage: Eukaryota; Metazoa; Chordata; Actinopteri; Salmoniformes; Salmonidae
Source: the annotation of a GenBank genome assembly